This is a messenger RNA of Mesocricetus auratus (golden hamster), 1110 nucleotides long. RefSeq names its product ERCC excision repair 1, endonuclease non-catalytic subunit (gene Ercc1). Gene Ontology annotation, biological process: mitotic recombination; meiotic mismatch repair; UV-damage excision repair. The transcript is spliced from 10 exons. The coding region runs from base 170 to 1063 and encodes 297 amino acids. NCBI's taxonomy places the organism in Eukaryota, Metazoa, Chordata, Mammalia, Rodentia, Cricetidae. Gene Ontology annotation, cellular component: nucleus; nucleotide-excision repair factor 1 complex; ERCC4-ERCC1 complex. The record is from RefSeq and is a predicted model, not a curated record. Gene Ontology annotation, molecular function: damaged DNA binding; single-stranded DNA binding.
AGCGAGACGAGCGAAGGGCCAGAGCGGCCGGAAGUGAGUCCAGCCUGGGGUAGUGCUGGCCGCGCUGGCGGUGCGCCGCCUCUAUCCCCCUCGCGGUAGUUGCUGCUCGGCCUCGGGAAAGGAAGAUGGGAAUGCCAACCUGGAUGUCGCCACGCCCCUCACGCCCCAGAUGGACCUCGGGAAAGACGAGGGAAGUCUGCCGCCGCCCUCAGGGCCGCCCACCAGGAAGAAGUUUGUCAUCCCCCUGGAAGAGGAGGUCCCUGCUGCAGGGGCCAAGCCCUUAUUCAGAUCCUCACGGAACCCCAGCACCUCGGCAGCCUCGGUCCCAGCGGCUCCUCAGACAUACGCCGAGUAUGCCAUUGCCCAGCCUGCAGGAGGGCCGGGGGCCACUGGGCCCACAGGCUCUGAACCUGUUAAGGGAGAGAACUCCAGCCAGACCCUGAAAACAGGAACGAAAUCCAACAGCAUCCUCGUGAGCCCCCGGCAGAGGGGCAACCCUGUGUUGAAGUUCGUGCGCAACGUGCCGUGGGAAUUCGGUGAGGUGACCCCUGACUACGUGCUGGGCCAGACCACCUGUGCCCUUUUCCUCAGCCUCCGCUACCACAACCUCCAUCCAGACUACAUCCACGAACGGCUGCAGAGCCUGGGGAAGAGCUUUGCCCUGCGUGUGCUGCUGGUCCAAGUGGACGUGAAAGAUCCUCAGAAGGCCCUGAAGGAGCUGGCUAAAAUGUGUAUCUUAGCGGACUGCACCCUGGUCCUGGCCUGGAGCGCCGAGGAAGCAGGGCGGUAUCUGGAGACCUACAAGGCGUAUGAGCAGAAGCCUGCUGACCUCCUCAUGGAGAAGCUGGAGCAGAACUUCCUGUCCCGGGCCACCGAGUGUCUGACCACCGUGAAGUCAGUCAACAAGACCGACAGCCAGACCCUCCUGGCUACAUUUGGAUCCCUGGAACAGCUCUUCACUGCCUCACGGGAGGACCUAGCCUUGUGCCCCGGCCUGGGCCCCCAGAAGGCCCGCAGGCUCUUUGACGUCCUCCACGAACCCUUCCUCAAAGUGCCCCGAUGACCCGCUGCCCGAGCUCCAGUGUCACAAUAAAGCAUUUUCCAGGCCCC